AUCACAAUAACAACGGCAUAAAUACAAAUGCCGUAAAAUGAUCGUGACUUUAUCUCCAUAAACUCAUACACACAUUUACUGACACAGGCCCCGUUCGUAGAAAUGUGUGUAGUAAGAUGAUGAACAAUUUUGAGUUCAAAGUAAAAAAAAGAAGAUUUUCUGUGCAGUGCAAUUAAAAGAGAUGUUUAGAUUCACCCACUAUUUUUGUGGAAACGAUUAAACAGAUUCGAUCGACUGAUAGUUCAUUGGAUUGGACUGUGAACACCAGAACCAAUUUUGUGCAAAAUGAUUGUUGCGCUCUUACUUUAUCCAACAAAUCACUUGAAAUGGAAUAAAAACUGACCACCAAAUGGGAAGAGGGAUGUGUGUGUGUCUGUUAUUUUAAUUCGGUGCUUUAGUCAGUAUUAUCGAUAAAAACAAUGUUGUGACUAUUUUUUUUUUGAUUAUUGUUGUUGUUUUUUCUCUCGUUCUUUAUUGUCUGUGCCAAGUUAAAAGUGUGAUAUUUUAAUUUUCGCUUAGUUUCUCCUUUUUAUUUCUGUUAACUUCAAAUCCAGAACUGUUUAUUUUCCGCACUCAACGACCGAACGCUUACGAUUUCGAUCAGAACGCUGAUUUGUUAAUAUUAUUUUCGUUUGUUAUUCGGAAUAAAUUAAUUUGUUUGAUUGUUGAUUCAUUUAUUAUGCAUUUUUUGAAGUGUUUGUGAUUGAGUGUGCAUGUUGGUUUAUUUGUGUGAUAUAUCGAAGUGUAAGUGAAAUGUAAAUGAGCUGCUGAAUAAAGUGGAAUAAAGAAUUACAUCGAUAAACAGUGUAAAAAUGUAUACGAAGCAAGAUCUAGGGACAUUAUCACGUAAUUUUGUCCGACAAAUGGCCAAACAAUUUGAACAAAUCAGCAGCGUUGAUUCAACGUCAUACAGUAGUGAGCAUGAGGCCAAUUUCAAACAGUGUAACUGGUGGCUCGACACAAUGCCUUCAUUAGCUGUUACAUGUUUCGAUGAUCUGCCAAAUGAUUUGCAGCCACACAGCGAGGACAAUUGUCAUGCACCAUACGAUAUAGCCGGAGAGAGUUCCAUAGAGCAUCUUCAUGCUGUUGAAACAGCCGAAAUUGCCAGUGAAUUCAACAGUGGCAUAUCCGCCUCCGCUGAACUGGAUCACGAUGUUGGCAAUGCAACAUUUUUCCGACACAUUGAUCAAUGUCUUAGCUUUCCACCGCCAAAGUCAUCCGAGCCAAUGGAAGAAACUACCAAAAUUGGCAAUAUUUCAGUUGAGUCAAAAGUUCCGAUCGAACCGUCAGAAGACGAUAACACAAAUGAUGCACUCUAUUCACUGCCAUGCAUUGUCCCACCUGAAUUAAGUGAAGUGAAUACGUGGCCAAAUUCAAUGUCGCACUUAUCGACUUCAUCAAACACAUCGGAUCAGUCAACGACACCAUCCCGAACGUCACAAACAUCGUUCAAUUCAAUGUCAUCCAUAUCGUCUGGCCAAAUUACGAACACUGUGGAAGAGCUGCUCUACAACGAGGAAACGUAUAUUAAGGCCCUAAACCAUGGCAUCGAUGGAUACAUGAGAAAUUUCACUCGAAAAGAGAUGCCACCAAUACUUCGUGGUCAACAGUAUCGUGUCUUCGGUAAUGUUCAUCGCAUCAAAGAUUUUCAUGAGAAUAUCUUUUAUCCGGCACUCAAACAGUGCAACAUGAACAUCGUGAAAAUUUGCAAUACAUUUUGUGAUUUCAUUGAGAAAGACUAUUUCUACAUUUACAUUUUGUAUGCGAUCAAUCAUCAAAAAUCGGAAAAGAUAUGCGUUGAACAUCGUCCCUACUUUAAACAGAUUCAAAAUGAAAUCGGCGAUAAGCUCGGUGUGAAUAGCUUUUUGGUGCAACCGAUUCAACGGCUACCAAAAUAUAAAUUGCUUUUGGGUCAACUAUUUUCGGAACUGGGUAAGCGAUUUGGUGUGCAUGACGAUAGUAUUAAAAAUGAAUUAGGUGCAUGUUGUUUGGCGGAGAAGCGAAUUCAACGUCUUUUGGAUACAGUGAAUGGCUCGAUGAACAUCAAUGAUAUUGUCGAAUGUGAAUUGCAUACACUCUGCCAAGGCAAAUUCAUACUAGUCGAUCGUUUCGAUAUCUGUGAGAAAAGUGAUCUGCGUCGCCGGUACAAAGGCAAAGUAUUUCUAUUUGAAAAGUGCAUCAUUUAUACGGAGCAAUUGAGCAAGAAUAAGCUGUUAUAUCGUGGCCACUUUCGACACAUCACGUUGGGUUUUACAUUCGAGGAUCAACGCAAUUAUUUCCGAUUGUACAAUGAACGUAAAGGAAACCAAGAGAUCGAAUUUUCAUCGGAUGCUCAAACCGUUCAGCUGUGGAUUCAAAUGUUAAACCGAACAAUGACUGUUGUAGUUCAACAAGAGAAACGAAGAAUUAAAGAAAACCGAACGAUGUCCAUUAAAAAUGAAUUGAGCCCAUUGCAAGUGUUGAUCCGUGCGAGCACACCGGGACUGCAAGAUUUGGCUUUAGCCACCAUUCAUGCAGAAAGCACCGAUUCAUCUAGCGGCGAAUCACAAAGAAGUACAGCGGAUUAUACGAAUUCUGAUAUUGUGAGCACAAAAAGCGGCAAGAGUGUCGAUUCGCAAUUGGAAAAGAGAACUACCUGGUACACCAAUUACCACAGUGACGAACAUAGGUUGAUCGAACGGUUCCAAAACGCGGAGAAAUUUUAUAUACAACUACUGAAAACCGCGACGACAACAUACCUCACUGAUUUGCCAGAUGAUCUCCGCGCCAAUUUAGACACAUUUCUGAAAGCAUUUCGACGAAUCAGCAAAUUCCAUACGGACAUAUUCUAUUCAAAGUUGAUUCAGUGCGAAAUGAAGACAAUUACGAUCUGUGAUCUUAUCAAAAAUCAUCUCGACAAUUCUGAAUUCAACGUUUACUUCAAAUACGCGGCAUAUAUUCAUGAGGCUCUCCAAACGAUUCGAUAUUUUCAUCUAAAUUCCGAUAAUAGUAAGAAUCAAGCAAAUGAUGACUGCAGUGAUAUUGAAUCACUACUGUUAAUGCCAAUCAAUCAUAUAGCAAACUAUGCACAAUUCCUUGAAGGCCUUUUAAAUGAGUAUAAAGCUAGAGAUCUGCUUGCAAAUGAUUUCAAGACCAUAGCCGGCGUCGAAAUUGAAAUAAAAAAACUACACAAAUUGGUCACCGAAAAUUAUACACUGAAUUCAAUGAAGGGAUCAUCGUGCCUUGCUCGAAAAUUUGGUAUCAUCACCUAUUCCGAUGAGAUUGCCAUUGAUUUUACCAAAUGCCGCAUUAUGAUCCUCGAAGCGGGAUUAGUUUGCGUAAAAACAAGACUGAGCACGAAAACCAAAAAGGAGAAAUUCGUCGAACAAUUAUUUUCCAUUCCGAUAUUGAACAUUGAAUUGCACGAGAAUGAUGCAUACCCGCGAAAGAUGCGGAUCAUCGCCGACAAUGCCAGCCAUGUAAACUAUACCGUUACAUUUGCCGCAACCCGUAAAAAGAAGCAAUUUAUGGACGCUAUUCGAACACAACGAAAUUCCCCCGGUCAAACCCACUAACCCUUCCGUAUUUUGAAUGAUUUUUUUUUUCAAAUCGAAAAAAAAAACGUACAAUUCGAAUUUAUUCGAAAAACGUAUUUAUUUAAUGGAUAUUUGGGAGAGAGAGGAAUUUUUUUUUCUCUGUAAAUAUAUUUGUUACCGUCAAGUCAUUUUUUAAUGCCAAAACAUUUUGAUAAUUUACAGAGUCAUCACUAUUUUUUUUUUUAAUAGCUCAAUCAAUAGACCUAUCCUAAGCAUUUUACAUAAUUUCUAAGCAAAUGUAAGCCAAAUGUGAAUAUUACACGAUUUUAAAUUAUUUAAA
This is a messenger RNA of Sitodiplosis mosellana (orange wheat blossom midge), 3855 nucleotides long. RefSeq lists its product as uncharacterized. The transcript has 12 exons. The coding region runs from base 813 to 3554 and encodes 913 amino acids. Gene Ontology annotation, molecular function: guanyl-nucleotide exchange factor activity. Gene Ontology annotation, cellular component: cytoplasm. The record is from RefSeq and is a predicted model, not a curated record. Lineage: Eukaryota; Metazoa; Arthropoda; Insecta; Diptera; Cecidomyiidae.